AUGUACAAGAAAUGUGGUGGCACCAGCAGCCUCGCGGCCGCGCGCGCAGUCUUUGAUCAGAUGCCCAAGAAAGAUGUGGUGCCUUGGAGCUGCAUCAUCGCGGCCUACGUGCAGUCGGGGCAUUGCCGCGAGGCGAUCAAUCUCUUCCAGCGCAUGGAUGUGGAACCCAACGAAAUGGUGAUCGUGAGCACACUGGCUGCGUGCUCCGGUAAUCUCGCGCUGGGCAUGGCCAUCCACGCGAGAAUUUUCUUCCCGGAUCUCCGCAAGAGCGUGUUCGUCGGCACAGCACUCCUCAACAUGUAUGCCAAGUGUGGAGCGAUCGAGCAGGCCAGGGCAGUAUUUGAUCAGUUAACGCACAAGGAUCAUCUCGAUCAGGGCAGGAAGAUCCACGACGCCGUGAUCGACCUGGGCCUCCACAGCGACAUCACGAUCCAGAAUGCGCUGGUUUCGAUGUACGCGAAGGGUGGCAGCGCGGAGGAAGCACUUUUGGUGUUCCAGAGGAUGGAAGAUCGCAACAGGGUCUCGUGGAACAGCAUGAUCGCAGCCUUUGCCACGAGCGCAAAGUCUUGCACGGCGAUGUGCCUCUUCCACGGCAUGAACUUGGAAGGGAUCAAGCCCGACGACGUGAGCUUUCUGGGAGUUCUAAGUGCCUGCUCGAGCACUGGGUGCUUGCGAUCGUGCAAGCGGAUCCACUCGCAGCUGGAGCUCGCCGCGGUGCACUCUCCUCCGGAUUUGAGCGUGGAGAACUCGCUUGUCACUGCCUACGCCAGAUCUAGAGGCCGCUGA
Molecule: messenger RNA, 786 nt
Organism: Selaginella moellendorffii
Lineage: Eukaryota; Viridiplantae; Streptophyta; Lycopodiopsida; Selaginellales; Selaginellaceae
Product: pentatricopeptide repeat-containing protein At2g34400-like
Exons: 2
Coding region: 1-786 (261 amino acids)
Biological process (GO): RNA modification
Molecular function (GO): RNA binding; protein binding
Source: RefSeq, a predicted model, not a curated record